AUGCCUCAGAAAGAAGUCUGCCCGCAAGGGUACCAACAAGUGCCUGUGCCAGCAGCACACAAGGAAACCUCGCUACAUCUUCGCUCGACCAGCACCAAAGGCGAAUUCGACUUCACCUUCGAGGCCGUCCGCCAGAACCUGUUCCGAGUGACAUUCACCUCGGUGGACCGUCCCAUCCCGCCGUAUCCCAGCGUCACAAGGCCGGCCACCGAUCUACACAAUGUGAAUGUCUUCACCAAGACCGAUACCUGCUCCAAGACAAUCACUGUCGGCGAUAUUACCGCCUCGAUAGAAUGGGCUCAUAGCCCUGUUCUCUCACUAUUCUGGACAGGCUCCGAUGACAAGCCCCUACACCGCGAUCUGCCAUUGCGCUCAUACGUUGCCGACUCAGCGGGGAUCGCGCACUACUCGCAGCACGACCAGGCCGCGCUCCAUGUCGGAUUGGGUGAGAAGCAAGCGCCGAUGGACCUCACCGGUCGCAAUUUCUUGCUCUCUGCCACAGACUGUUUUGGAUACGAUGUGUACAACUCCGAUCCGCUCUACAAGCAUAUUCCGUUGCUGAUAAAGGCCACGCCCGAAGGCUGCGUGACUUUGUUCUCGACGACCCAUGCUCGAGGCAUGUGGUCUGUUGGUUCAGAAAUCGACGGGCUGUGGGGUCGCUUCAAGGUGUAUCGCCAGGACUACGGGGGGCUAGAGCAGUACCUGAUUGUCGGCAAGACGAUCGAGGAUGUAGUCCGGUGCUAUGCCGAGCUCGUGGGGUUCCCGUUGCUUGUGCCUCGGUGGGCAUACGGGUAUAUCUCCGGUGGAUACAAGUACACGAUGAUCGAUGAGCCGCCGGCGCAUGUCGGUCUGCUUGGGUUUGCGGAGAAGCUGAAGAAACACGGCAUCCCGUGCUCCGCGCACCAGAUGAGUUCCGGGUACUCCAUUGCAGAGACGGAACCUAAAGUCCGCAACGUCUUUACCUGGAAUAAACACCGCUUCCCGAGCCCCGAGGAGUAUAUUGCCAAGAUGCACGCGCAUGGCAUUCGGCUGAUAACAAAUAUCAAGCCGUUCCUGCUGGCAUCUCAUCCAGACUUUCAGAAACUGGUGGAUGCAGGGGGCCUCUUCAGAGACCCCGAUACUAAAGAGCCCGGAUAUAUGCGUCUAUGGAGUGCCGGGGGUGGUACUGGUGGCGACGGAUGCCAUAUUGACUUCACAUCCGAGGUAGCCUUCAAAUGGUGGUACGACGGGGUGCAGAGUCUGAAGCGCGUUGGAAUUGAUGGCAUGUGGAACGAUAACAACGAAUACACGCUUCCUAGCGACGACUGGACGCUAGCUCUCGACGAGUCUUUGGUGGGCAAGAAGAAUGUCGAGAACUCGGUUGGUCUGUGGGGACGGGCAAUGCACACGGAGCUGAUGGGCAAGUCUUCGCACGAUGCUCUGCAGGAUAUGGGGCCCAAGCUGCGUCCGUUUGUCUUGACUCGAAGUGCAACGGCGGGGACACAGCGGUAUGCGGCUAGUUCCUGGAGCGGAGACAAUGUCACCAGCUGGGAGAGCAUGAAGGGUGCAAAUGCGUUGUCCUUGAAUGCUGGGAUGUCCUUGUUGCAGCCCUCACCCGAACUUCUCCUCCGCUGGAUCCAGCUAGGAAUCCACUCCCCUCGAUUCGCAAUCAACUGCUUCAAAACCUCACCGGACAACUCCUCCGUUGGCGAGGUAAUCGAGCCGUGGAUGUACCCCGAGAUCACACCGCUAGUGCGCGACACGAUCAAGCGGCGUUACGAAAUGCUGCCGUACAUCUACUCCUUAGGACUGGAGAGCCACCUGAGCGCAAAACCGCCGCAGCGCUGGAUCGGAUGGGGCUUCGAGUCCGAUCCGGAGGUAUGGACGAAGCAGCUUAAAAGGGGCGAGGAGGAGUUCUGGUUCGGCGACAGCAUUCUGGUGGGAGGUGUGUACGAGGCCGGCGUCACAGAAGCAAAGGUGUAUCUCCCACGCCGGAGCGGGGAUUACGGGUAUGUGAACAUGAAUGCGCCGUACGAGUACUUCGCUUCUGGGCAGUGGGUGUCUAUCCGUUCUGAAUGGAGGGAGAGCAUCCCCGUGAUUGCGCGGAUCGGGGGCGCGAUCCCCGUUGGCAAGCCCGUUCACACGCGGGUUCCCGGGGAUGAGACGGCUGCAUCGCAGGCGGUGCAGGAAGUGGAUGAUUACCGUGGUGUGGAAAUCUUCCCGCCGAAGCGUAGCUCGCACGGCAAUGUCUUUGUGAGCACUUGGCAUGAGGAUGAUGGGAUCUCGCUCCAUCCGGCGAUGGCAUCUUAUACUGUCAGCUAUAGUUCGACAGAGGAGAAAGUGCUGGUGGACUUUGUUCGGGAUGAGGAGAGUGGGUUUGUUCCUGCUUGGAGGCAUCUAGAUAUCAUUUUGCAUCAUGAGGAUCAGAGGCGCGUGGUCUCGACAUCGGGGCAGGAGGUGUUGUACAAGGGAUGCGAUGCCCGGGGUCGUGAGGUGUAUACCAUCAAGAUGUGA
Molecule: messenger RNA, 2493 nt
Organism: Penicillium lagena
Lineage: Eukaryota; Fungi; Ascomycota; Eurotiomycetes; Eurotiales; Aspergillaceae
Product: putative alpha-glucosidase
Exons: 2
Coding region: 1-2493 (830 amino acids)
Biological process (GO): carbohydrate metabolic process
Molecular function (GO): carbohydrate binding; hydrolase activity, hydrolyzing O-glycosyl compounds
Source: RefSeq, a predicted model, not a curated record